Molecule: messenger RNA, 918 nt
Organism: Teleopsis dalmanni
Lineage: Eukaryota; Metazoa; Arthropoda; Insecta; Diptera; Diopsidae
Gene: Iyd
Product: iodotyrosine deiodinase 1
Exons: 2
Coding region: 29-898 (289 amino acids)
Molecular function (GO): oxidoreductase activity
Source: RefSeq, a predicted model, not a curated record
GUAAUAAUAAUUUGUAAUUUAGUGUGAUAUGAAUUUACAAAGUUAUCUGAAUAGUUCUUUAUUUUUACAAAAUUGGCAAUUACUAUUAUUUACGUUUUUGGUGAUAUUCAUUAUUAGUUUUUUGAUACAUAAGAAGCACAAUAAUACCAGAACAACUAAACUAGAUGGACAGGAAUAUAUUGGAGUGAAUUUUACAAAAAAUAAUAGUGAUACCGAGUAUAGUGAAUAUGUACCAGCUUUGGAAGAAAAAGAACAUGUUCCUUAUAAUGGUGCAGUAAUAACUCUUCCGGGUAAAGCAGAACAAUUCUAUAAAAUGAUGAAUAAUAGACGUAGUGUACGCAUUUUUAGUCAAACUAAAGUUCCGAUUGAAGUUAUUGAAGACUGUAUUAGAGCAGCUGGUACAUCACCCAGUGGUGCACACACGGAACCAUGGACAUUUUGCGUUGUUGGCUGCGCGAAAUUAAAACAAAGCAUACGUGAAAUAAUAGAAAAAGAAGAAGAAUUAAACUAUGAACAACGUAUGCAUCGUCAAUGGAUUACAGAUCUAAAACCUUUGCGAACAAACCAUAUCAAGAAAUAUUUAACGGAUGCGCCAUAUUUAAUUCUUGUUUUUAAACAAAUGUAUAGUUUUCUUCCAGAUGGGCGUAAAAAACAACACUAUUAUAACGAAAUUUCUGUAUCUAUAGCCACUGGGAUAUUACUCUCUGCUCUUCAAGCAGCUGGCCUAAAUUCUCUCGUAACUACACCUCUUAAUUGUGGUCCAGCUUUACGUAACCUCUUAAAGAGACCAUCAUAUGAGAAGCUGUUAGUGUUGUUACCGGUGGGGUAUGCGGCAAAAGAAUGUGUUGUUCCUGAUUUGAAACGAAAACCUUUAAAUAAAAUAAUGGUUACUUAUUGAAUUUAUUUUGCAAAUGUUGA